AUGCUGCUGUUCCAGACAUCUUGGCGUCCUGGGCUGUUAUGCAUGAGCCUGGUGUGUCUCCCUUGUCUCUGGGAUGUCGGGUCUUCUAUUAAGGGAGAGUCUAAGAAAGAAAAGGGAGUGGCUUUUCUAGCUACAACUGAGCUGCCUGCGAAGACAGUUGAUCUGUCUACAGUUAACCUUACAGAGCUAGUGAACGGGAUGCUGACCAAAGCCUUGAAAGGGGAUAGCAAAAAAUUCUUUUCCUUGCUGAGCAUAACUUCCCACAGCUCAUUUGCCUUCCACAAGUUUUCAUUGGUGAUUUAUAACAUUUCUAACCUGAAAAUCAUGGAUCCCACCAAGUUCCCCACGCGGUACUGCUACUGUUUAAACAAUCAGACCAAUGACCUAUCAGAUUUUACAGCUCUCCUGGUUGACAUCAUUGGGAACUCCACUAGCUAUCUCAUGGAGAUUUUCAAAUCGACCUCCAUUCUCUCAGUGAGUCAGAGCACUGAGUCCGACUGCAUCUACAUCUGUGUGAUGACAGGGAAAACAGGAAGAAAUCUUUCUGACUUCUGGGAAAUGGUGGAAAAGUCCCCUGUUAUUAACUAUACAUUUACCAGUAAUGUGUCUGGUAUUCUGGCCACUAGAAUGACUACCUGGGCUCAGAGUGAGUCUCUGAAAAGACUGGAAGAAACAGCUACAAAAUUCCCAUCGUGGACACAAACCAUGAGAUUAGAAGGAUCUGGAAUUUCCUCUAUGAAAAUCUCUUCCCCGAUGCAAACUGGACCUUCAGGUGAAGAUGAGACCCCGUACACAAGAACGCCUUACAGGCUUCCUCCCCUUACAAGGAUUAUGAUGACACAAGGCACUUCAUCCCAUACCUACCUAACUUCAGUGUUGAGUUCUUCACCAUCAUCAGUGACGCUCACCCUUUCCAAGCAGGGAGAAGAUAUGACCAAUGAAUUUCUUCUCUCAGGAACAGAUACUCCAGGGACAGAUACUCCAGGACCGACCAAAGUGCCUGCACCAAAACAGUCACACACUGCUGACUUUGCUCCAGCACUGAUAUCUCCCUCUCAGUCUCAGACACCACCUUUCCCCAAACUCCACCUUGUAUCAAGAUGUCCACAGCCACCGCUCAAAGACAAAGACAUGACGACCCUUCCUCUCACCCUCAGCCUCCAAAAGAUAAACCCUUGUGUCAUGGAGCUGUGCCGGUUUUUUCAGCAAUGUCUCUGCAUUAGUCAAAAGCCAUAUUCAAGAAAAGAUACUACGAGGUUCUGCAUUGAGUACUAUUCCUGGUUCUUGAGAAGUGCAACAUACAUCUGCCAGAGGGUGACAAGGAUGGAUCAUCCCCACACCUUAAAGCAAAAAUGUCUUUCAAACAUCUGCACAUCUGUCUGA
This is a messenger RNA of Trichosurus vulpecula (common brushtail), 1383 nucleotides long. RefSeq names its product HERV-H LTR-associating 1 (gene HHLA1). The transcript is spliced from 16 exons. The coding region runs from base 1 to 1383 and encodes 460 amino acids. The record is from RefSeq and is a predicted model, not a curated record. NCBI's taxonomy places the organism in Eukaryota, Metazoa, Chordata, Mammalia, Diprotodontia, Phalangeridae.